Xiphophorus couchianus (Monterrey platyfish) is the source of this 1628-nucleotide messenger RNA. RefSeq names its product epithelial membrane protein 1 (gene emp1b). The transcript has 5 exons. NCBI's taxonomy places the organism in Eukaryota, Metazoa, Chordata, Actinopteri, Cyprinodontiformes, Poeciliidae. The coding region runs from base 152 to 628 and encodes 158 amino acids. Gene Ontology annotation, cellular component: plasma membrane. The record is from RefSeq and is a predicted model, not a curated record.
GGUGUGGACAUAAAAGAGGGCUGGGUAUAAGUGGGCGUAGGAGUUGUUUCUUAUGUUUGUGCAUUUAGACUCGCAGCUUGGAAUUAAGAUCAUUGACAGCAGGAGGAAAAGGACGUUGAAGAGACACACAGCCGUCUAACAGAAAGUCAUCAUGCUGGUUCUCGUCGCUCUCUCGGUUCUGCACCUCGCAGCCAUCAUCCUGCUGCUGGUGGCGACCAUUGACAAUGCCUGGUGGGUAACUUCUACCACGAGCACCGACGUGUGGGGGCGGUGGGUGUUGACAGGCAACAAGUGGAACUUGACCGAUCUCCCCACCAGCUAUCCAGCAGACUACCUCCAGGCAGUGCAGGCCACCACCGUGCUCGCCUGCAUUUUCUCCAUCAUCGGCCUCUUCGUGUUUAUCGCUCAGCUCUUCACCCUGCCGAAGGGAAACAGGUUCACCGUCUCCGGCGUCUUCCAAGUCCUCGCCUCUCUGUUCAUCAUGAUCGCAGCGUCCAUCUACACGGACCGUUUCCACGUCAACGAGAGCAGCAUCGGUAACUACGGCCACAGCUUCAUCCUGGCGUGGAUCGCCUUCGGUUUGACGUUCAUCUCCUCCAUCGUUUACUUUGUGCUACGCAAGAAGUAGCGUGGAGCAAGUUGGACACUGGAUCACACUCCACGUUGUUUGUGUUUUUGUCUAUUUUUUAAAAAAAGAUCUACUCUUUCAGCUACAAUCCUGUUUUUUUUUUUUUUUUUUGUUCCUUCAUUAAAUUGAUGCUGCUAGUAUAAAAACAACAGACCUGUGGAUAUUUUCACAUACACUUAACGUUUGACCGAGUUUGCCUUCAGACGGUUCCUUCGACUAAUGAAGCAGGAGUCGAACUCAGUCGACUGCGGUCGUGUCCAAGUGUGUUUUCAGCCCGGAGUCGGGCUGGCUUUCUUCAGGGCAUCUAAGGAUACGUUUUUUAAUUUUUUUUUUUUAUUAUUUUGUUCAAGCUGAACAGAGAAAUCCUUCAGGUUUACGAUAAAUUCGAACUUAAUGAUUAGUUUUUCGUCGAGUAAGCCACUAUUUUCAAAGAGAUCAAGUGCUCGACUGGCAGCAGUAAAACGAUGAUCAAUAAAUAUUCAAGUGUGUUUUUUUAAAAUGUACUUUUACAUUUAUGAAUAUGUAUGUUACAGUAGAUUUUAAAAAAGGGUAUUUUGUUAUUUUCUUUGAUAUUUUUUGCAUUAUUUUAUUGUUAGUUUAUCAAUUUUCUACUAUCUUCUCUAAUAAAAAGACGUUCUCUUACUUUAUAAUGUUGAACUAAUAUGAUCGAAAAGGCCUUAGAUUAAAUUAUGCUCCUCUAAAAACAUCAUAGAUAUUGGAAUAAGAGAUAUUUGUAAUUAGGAGAGACUAAAUAUUCUGGAAGCGAAGUUAUCGGCGCCACAGAUUCACGUCAAUUUUAGAAAAAUCCAAACUUCGUGCGGAAACACCGUUAAAAUUUUUCCACCAGCCGUGUUCCCACAAAGGCAACCGUUUGAGUAAUGAAGCGAAAGACAUGAUGUGUAAAUAGGAUUUCUUCCCAACAAAGCUCCGUGUGUCUGAUGUUUAUUUUUGCUACAUGAAUGAUCUUUACAGUGAUUUUUGAAAUAAAACUUUUCAUUCA